Acanthochromis polyacanthus (spiny chromis) is the source of this 3326-nucleotide messenger RNA. Its product is annotated as dual specificity mitogen-activated protein kinase kinase 6. NCBI's taxonomy places the organism in Eukaryota, Metazoa, Chordata, Actinopteri, Pomacentridae. The record is from RefSeq and is a predicted model, not a curated record. The coding region runs from base 331 to 1341 and encodes 336 amino acids. Gene Ontology annotation, biological process: protein phosphorylation; MAPK cascade. The transcript is spliced from 12 exons. Gene Ontology annotation, molecular function: MAP kinase kinase activity; ATP binding.
GAGUCAGGAAGUACGCCAUCACGUCGUUGAAACCUUCAGCUGUCAGACUUUGGCCGAGUGCAGGUUUUGUUAGCAAACUAACGCGAACUGCACAGCUUUCUUUAAAGUUGUGCAUUCAUCUGCUCGUCGAUCUUUGAACGCUUAAGCUGCUGGUCGAAGUUUCGAGCUUGCACGAAGACGAAGCGCGUCGUUUUAAUCGCUGCCAGAUCUUGCACCACAAGCCAGCGAUCCUGAGCGGGUGUAAGGGUAGAUGUACGGAGGGAGGGAGGGAGUAGAAAAAAAGGCAAAAGUCUUUGUGCUUCCCUUCCCCCUCAUCAAAGCAAAGGGGAAAUGUCUCUGUCCAAAGGAGGGAAGAAGAAGAACCCUGGGCUGAAGCUGGCCAAAGAAGUGUUCACACCACCCCCACCAGCAGCAACAGCGCCCCCUCGAGAUCUUGACUCUAAAGCUUGUGUGACUAUUGGAGAGCAGAACUUUGUGGUGAAGGCAGAUGACUUGGAGCAGAUUGCCGAGCUGGGGAGGGGAGCGUAUGGAGUGGUGGACAAGAUGAAACAUGUGCCCAGUGGUGUUAUCAUGGCUGUCAAGAGGAUUCGUGCCACAGUCAACACUUUGGAACAGAAGAGGCUUCUGAUGGACCUGGACAUUUCCAUGAGGACCGUGGACUGCUUCUUCACUGUGACCUUCUAUGGCGCCCUCUUUCGUGAGGGUGAUGUUUGGAUCUGCAUGGAACUGAUGGACACGUCUUUGGAUAAGUUCUACAAGAAGGUUAUUGAGAAAGGCAAAACCAUUCCAGAGGACAUCUUGGGCAAGAUUACAGUAGCAAUUGUCAAGGCAUUAGAGCAUCUGCACAGUAACCUGUCAGUGAUACACAGAGAUGUGAAGCCCUCCAAUGUUCUGAUCAACACUCAGGGCCAAGUGAAAAUGUGCGACUUCGGCAUCAGUGGCCACCUAGUGGACUCGGUGGCCAAAACAAUGGAUGCAGGCUGCAAGCCCUACAUGGCGCCUGAGCGGAUCAACCCUGACCUCAACCAGAAAGGCUACAGUGUCAAGUCAGACAUAUGGAGUCUUGGUAUCACAAUGAUUGAGCUUGCCAUCCUGAAAUUCCCCUAUGACUCAUGGGGCACCCCGUUCCAGCAGCUCAAACAGGUGGUGGAUGAACCGUCUCCACAGCUGCCCGCUGACCGUUUCUCCCCAGAGUUUGUAGACUUCAUCUCCCAGUGCUUAAGAAAGAAGCCAAACGAAAGACCAGCGUAUACAGAAUUAAUGAAACAUCCAUUUUUCACCCUGCAUGACUCCAAAGAGACAGAUGUGGCCAGUUUUGUCAAGGUCAUCUUGGACGACUGACGAUCUCCCUCCGGGCUCCACCUCGUCAGGGUAGGCGGGACCUCUCAGCAAACGAACCAAUGGCCUACCUUUUUUUUUUAAAACUCACUGGAAUGACGGACUCUCAUACACCCACACACAAUAGGGGAGUGACCCAAAGACUGAUAACAGCCCAGCAGCACUGGAGUGGGAGAGCGGUGGUAAUAUGAACUUGUACGGUCAACUGGAGAGGUUUAAUUCACUCCUCCAAGCUUCCCGUGUGAGCAGUUAUCCAACACGACAAAUAUGAACUGAACCUAAUCUGUAGUUUUUGUCUUUUUUUUCUGUUUGUUUUUUUGCCCCAUAACCCCCCUUCUUAUCUCUCUCUUCAGAAUGGACAGAGCCAGCCAAUUAUUUGUUUGUGACAUAUUGUAUGCAUACUUUCAUCUGCAGAACCAACAGUUAAUGUGUAUGUUGUUGUGUAUUGAAAGUUAUAUUUGCAUAUCCGUUUGUAUGUUUUCUCAUUAUACAGAAUUUUGAUACUGUAUAUCGUCGACAAGUGUGAAUUUAACCGGACUAGGGCCUUAUUAGAAAGAUCACAUCAGGUUUGAGCUGUUCUGCCCCGAUGUGAUUGAUCAGCGCAGGGGAUGCAGUUGUCACAGGCUGGGGAGUGGGAGGCUCCGAGGCUGAAACAAAACAUAUUUAGAAAAUGACAAAGGUCACAUUCAGGAGGAGUUGCAAGUCAUUCCUAGAUCUCCGGGUGGCAUAAGGCAGAAAUGUAUGGCAACCCAUAUCAUCAGUGAUCCGCGGCAUAGCCCUCCGUGCAGUGACCCCUCCGUAUUCUUCUUAUUUCUUGGGUAUUAAAGAGCCAGCUCCAGUGCUGCCAUUGUUACUCCCUCUAAGUAUUCAGGGGUUGCCUCGUCAAGCUCACAGCUUUAUCUCCUUCUAUGUGCCAUUUUGCAAAUUGUUCUCAUGAAUUACUGCAUUAAUUGUGUUUUUUUUGACUUGUCCCGGCCUGCAUUUUUGAUUUUAUUUCGGCAACGUUUAAACUUUUUUUCCUCUUUCUCAUUCUUUUUAAAUCGACAGUCAGCAUAGUCAGCAUAAGAGGCACUUAUGUCGUUUUUUUGUUCUGUUUCAGAGACCUUAUUAUGCCUUACAGAGACCGUAUGUUAGGGUAAUAAUUUAUGUGUUUAAGAUGUAAAUAAUAUCUCCUUUUUUAAUGUAACAUGGCACUGUCCCAACCUGACCCAGUGUAGGUGAAUGGUAGAGAGGUUGGUAUUAGUUAGAUUUAAUGCAGUGUGACCUACACACACAAACACUUAGUACUCACAGGGCCAGCUGACUAUCGUACACCUAUAUUGGACUGAUGUGCUAUCAGGCUCCACUGCUCAGGUUUCUGUGCUCUCCAAUACAGUAUGCAGAGACGGCCCCAUUUUUAUUUUUUUCAUCAGGUCGUACUCUCAUUGAGUGCUGGACCAACAUCCUCUCUUCAGUCCGUGGCGGGCAGCCAUUAUCUCUUCUGUCAGACUAUACUAUGCAGAGCCCUUGGGACACAUAGCAAGAGGCCCUUGUCAUGUGGCAGUUUCCCCACUCCAAGUGUUCAGAGACUGUGAUGAUGAUAGUGGUGAUGAUAACGAUAGUGAUGAUGACUGCCGUGCCUCUGUUCAUGGCUAGCACUCAUUGCCUCUCUGGUUUACACUGUAGUGCUACCUUUAUCAAAAGUCAGUGAGUUAGGAGUAUUUAUGAUUGUGAAUUAUAAGGGAAAGCUAGCAACACCACAAAGAAGCUGCUGUUAUUUUAUUAUUUUUAGUUUUUAGGUUUUCUUUUUCCUUUUUUUUUUUUCAGUCGGCCUUCUUUGGAUGGCCAUUCCCUUGGUGUGUAAAAGUGAGUUUUUACGCUGAUCACAAUGAGAAUGGAACACUUGCUCUACCUCUUACUCCUUCACUCUAUUUGCCACCUUUUCACUGGGUGGGACUGACAAACUUGAACUAUGGAAAGACAAAAAAUAAAGGCUUUAUUGUUCAGUA